AUCAUCUGGAAAAUAGUUUUGUCUCGACUUUCAAUACCUAUACUGCUCUUGGAAUGGUUCUUGCGGGAUGUGAAGGAAAUACAAAAGCUGAAAUGAUUAGGGCAAUGCAGUUAUCCAACCACUUGAAACUCGACAUAAUUCACAAUCGCAUCGGUGAAAUGCUGUCAAAAUGUUCUAAAGCUGACAGAGGUGUUGAAAUAAUCCUUGGGAAUAGGCUGUUUGCAAGAAAGAAUAUGGACAUUAAAAAACAUUUCAAGAAAACCCUAAAGAAAUAUUACAACGCACUUGUGGAAAAUGUAGUAUUUCAAACAGAUCCAGAGAGUGCUGAAACACGAAUCAACCAGUGGGUUAGUGAACAGGCCGAUGGGAAGGUUCAACAACUCCUUCCUUCAAAACUUUUACAAAAUGAUACUUCGGCCGUCGUGAUAUCAACUACAUACUUCAGAGGUAUGUGGAAUCUGCCUUUUCUUCCGAAUGCAUCAAUUGACAGUGAUUUCUAUACACUGGACGGAUUGACGAUCAACGUGAGGUUGAUGUAUAACGAGUCUUUUUUCGGUAUGACCAGUUUACCUCACUUUAUGGCACGAGCAGUAAAGAUUCCGUUCAAAGAUCCUAAGU
Messenger RNA from Schistosoma turkestanicum, 618 nucleotides. NCBI's taxonomy places the organism in Eukaryota, Metazoa, Platyhelminthes, Trematoda, Strigeidida, Schistosomatidae. The record is from the annotation of a GenBank genome assembly.